This is a messenger RNA of Trichosurus vulpecula (common brushtail), 5406 nucleotides long. It is a transcript of the gene GNE, whose product is annotated as glucosamine (UDP-N-acetyl)-2-epimerase/N-acetylmannosamine kinase. Gene Ontology annotation, molecular function: N-acylmannosamine kinase activity; UDP-N-acetylglucosamine 2-epimerase activity; hydrolase activity, hydrolyzing O-glycosyl compounds. Gene Ontology annotation, biological process: UDP-N-acetylglucosamine metabolic process. The transcript has 12 exons. NCBI's taxonomy places the organism in Eukaryota, Metazoa, Chordata, Mammalia, Diprotodontia, Phalangeridae. The coding region runs from base 259 to 2427 and encodes 722 amino acids. The record is from RefSeq and is a predicted model, not a curated record.
GCUACGCUGACGUCAGCGCCUGCGUGGGAUUCUCCUCUCCUUUCGAGUAGAGGCAGGAGCGUCUGCCGGAGCUGUCAGGGCCAACCGAGGGGCCGCCUGACCUGCCUCUGUCGCCGUCUGGCUGUCUUUCUUUGUCUCCGUCGCCGGGGACUCAUCCAGGGACCGGCGAAACUGGAAGCUGCCGUGGGCAAAGAGGAAGAGAGCGGGACGGCUGCUUAGGAACUCUACUUUGAGAAUCUCUCAAAAAGAAAAAAAAUCAUGGAGAAGAAUGGGAACAACCGAAAGCUCCGAGUUUGUGUUGCCACUUGCAAUAGAGCUGAUUACUCAAAACUUGCCCCUAUCAUGUUUGGCAUUAAGGCAGAGCCUCAAUUCUUUGAACUUGAUGUGGUAGUACUGGGAUCUCACCUAAUAGAUGACUAUGGAAACACAUAUCGUAUGAUUGAACAAGAUGAUUUUGACAUUAAUACAAGGCUACAUACCAUAGUUAGGGGUGAAGAUGAGGCAGCCAUGGUGGAGUCAGUAGGUCUUGCAUUAGUAAAGCUUCCAGAUGUUCUUAAUCGUCUGAAACCUGACAUAAUGAUUGUUCAUGGUGAUAGAUUUGAUGCGCUGGCUGUGGCUACCUCUGCUGCCUUGAUGAAUAUUCGUAUUCUUCAUAUUGAAGGUGGAGAAGUAAGUGGGACCAUAGAUGACUCUAUUAGACAUGCUAUAACCAAAUUGGCUCAUUAUCACGUGUGCUGCACCAGAAAUGCAGAACAACAUCUGAUAUCUAUGUGUGAAGACCAUGAUCGCAUCCUUUUGGCAGGCUGCCCCUCAUACGAUAAACUCCUUUCAGCCAAGAAUAAAGACUACAUGAGUAUUAUUCGUAUGUGGUUAGGUGAUGAUGUAAAGCCAAAAGAUUACAUAGUAGCACUACAGCAUCCUGUGACUACUGAUAUUAAACACUCUAUAAAAAUGUUUGAAUUAACAUUGGAUGCACUUAUCUCAUUUAACAAAAGGACAUUAAUUCUGUUUCCAAAUAUUGAUGCAGGAAGCAAAGAGAUGGUUCGAGUGAUGAGGAAGAAGGGUGUUGAGCAUCACCCCAACUUCCGAGCAGUUAAACAUGUACCAUUUGACCAAUUCAUACAACUUGUAGCUCAUGCUGGAUGUAUGAUUGGCAAUAGCAGUUGUGGGGUACGAGAAGUUGGAGCAUUUGGUACUCCUGUAAUCAAUCUAGGAACACGACAGAUUGGAAGAGAAACAGGUGAAAAUGUUCUUCAUGUUCGGGAUGCUGAUACUCAAGAUAAAAUACUGCAAGCUCUGCACCUCCAGUUUGGCAAACAGUAUCCUUGUUCAAAGAUAUACGGGGAUGGGAAUGCUGUUCCGAGGAUUUUGAAGUUUCUCAAAUCAAUUGACCUCCAAGAACCACUACAAAAGAAGUUCUGCUUCCCCCCUGUAAAGGAGAACAUCUCUAAAGACAUUGAUCAUAUCCUUGAGACCCAAAGUGCCUUAGCUGUUGAUCUAGGCGGAACAAACCUUCGAGUUGCAAUAGUCAGUAUGAAGGGUGAAGUAGUUAAGAAGUACACUCAAUCCAAUCCUAAAACCUAUGAAGAAAGAAUUAAAUUAAUUCUACAGAUGUGCGUGGAGGCUGCAGCAGAAGCUGUAAAACUAAAUUGCAGAAUUUUGGGAGUGGGUAUUUCCACAGGUGGACGUGUAAAUCCUCGUGAAGGAAUUGUCCUACAUUCUACUAAACUUAUUCAAGAAUGGAGUUCCGUGGAUCUGAGAACCCCGAUCUCUGACACAUUGCACCUCCCUGUCUGGGUAGACAAUGAUGGCAACUGUGCUGCCUUGGCAGAAAGAAAAUUUGGGCAAGGAAAAGGACUGGAGAACUUUGUGACACUCAUCACAGGCACAGGAAUUGGUGGUGGCAUCAUUCAUCAGCAUGAGCUGAUACAUGGCAGUUCUUUUUGUGCUGCUGAGCUUGGACACCUCGUGGUAUCUUUGGAUGGACCUGAUUGUUCAUGUGGAAAUCAUGGGUGCAUUGAGGCCUAUGCCUCUGGGAUGGCCUUACAAAGAGAAGCUAAGAAACUACACGAUGAAGACCUUCUCUUAGUGGAAGGAAUGUCAAUGAAAAAAGAAGAAACUGUUGGUGCUCUUCAUCUCAUUCAGGCAGCUAAGCUGGGCAACGCAAAAGCUGCUAGUAUUCUUAGAACAGCAGGGACAGCUUUGGGCCUUGGUGUUGUGAAUAUCCUUCACACAAUGAAUCCUUCACUUGUGAUCCUUUCUGGAGUCCUAGCGAGUCAUUACAUCAACACUGUUAAGGACGUGAUCCGACAGCAAGCCUUGUUCUCGGUUCAAACCGUAGAUGUUGUUCUUUCAGACUUGGUGGAUCCUGCCUUGCUCGGUGCUGCGAGUAUGGUGUUAGAUUACACCACACGCCGAGUGCAGUAACGGACUUGGAGAUGUGGAAUUGAAGAAAGUUCUUAAAAUGUUUGUCUUUUUAAAGUAAAAUUUUAAAUGCAUCUUCUUAGCUAUAAGUAGUUUUGACAUAGAAAUGCGCACUUUUGUUUCUUUGUUUGGCCUUCUGUUUCAUGCCUACAUUGACUGUCAAUAUAUUUAUAGAGCUAGACCUCAGAGUAUUUAGAAACCAGUCACCUCUCUGUGCCAAAGAAAACAGCCUAAUAGAUUGGGACGUAUUUUUACAUCAUAGUCCAUAAUAUGUCUUUUUUUAAAAAAAGUUCCAUAUCUUGAUAUUGUGGCAUAGAUGUAGAUAACUCACUGCUUUUCAGGCCUGCUAUCCUCGUAUACGUUAGCAAAAUACAGUCUUGCUUAAGUCUUAAGCAAUUCUGAAUCAACAAAUCUUUAAGAUCUACAUGAUUUGCCUUCUGAUAUUUUUUCAUUUUGUUUUUCAAUCACAUGCAUUUAUUUUCUCUCCUUUGCCCUCAUGUAAAAGGAAAAAAGAAAAAAAAAAACAAAAUCCUUGUAAGAAAUAUGUGUAGUUAAGCAAAACAAAUUUAUUUUGAGUAACUUUUUUCUUUUGCUAAUUUUUAACAUCAUCAAUUAUUAAUGGUUUAUUUAUGUUGUAUUUUUAAAUGAAAUGAAGUUUCAAGGAACAUGGCAAAUGUCAGUUUGUGUGAUUGUGAGAGUUAAUUGUAUAUGAAGAGCAUUAGUUAAAUAAGUUCUGAAGGGAAAACAGCCUCGGCCUUCCUAGUUCACAGUGGGCACGACCGACCAAGAGAGGCUGCUCAGCCUGAGGAUUCAGUCCUGAUUCGUCCCAGUUUUUGGACUUCUUUACCUCUGUGUCAGGGUGGAGUCAUGUCAAGUAAAUGGAAAUGCAGCCAUCAGAUUAUAUAAUUUUGUGAAAUCAUGACCGUCAGUGGCUCAUUUAAGCCGCAACUUUAGUCGUUGAAACUUGAAGUGUAACAAAGCAACAAAAGAAAUCAGGUCUAAUCUAAGUGCAUCUGUGUGAUGGUACUUACAUUUCAACAGCACUUUGAAAUCAGAUUCAAAUAUGAGUAAGAAUCAGUCUUAUUCCAUGGCUUUAGAUCUGUGUAUUGAAGUUGGUUGAAAUGGAUAGAUAUCAAUGAAAAAUUUUGCUAAACAAACUUCCCUUGCAUAACAUCCCCCACACACUAGAUUGCAUCAGUUUGGGGGCUCCUUACUUUUGUCGCACUUGGAAUAUAAUGGUAUCUUUACUUGGAAAAACAGUUAUCUCACUUUAACAUCAGAGAUAUAUCUGUACAAGAGGUAAAUAAUUUAGUGAACUAGACAAUCUCCAGAUCAAUGGCAAGGUUUUAAAAUGCAUUGUGAUUGUCUUAUGGUCGAUUCACCUUCCUGAUCAUGUUUUAUUAGAUCGACAUUCCCUGGGUAUACACCAGCUAGGCAAUAAGGAGACGUGGCCCGCGAGCAUUCUGGGUGUCAAGUCAAAGUAACCGUGACUACACAUAAUUGAGAAUUAAUUCUCUCUCAGUUAACUGUGCAAACUGCCUAAGAAGCCACUUUGCUGUCUUAGCCCUAUAUGUACUUACAUACACGGAGAGAGUCUGAGAACCUUCAGUCAGGCAUUUUAGAUGACUAUGUUAAAGAGCUAUAGCAACCAUGUCUUCAUUUCUUUAGGAGUAGCCAAAAAUAAUCGUAAGAAUAGCCACUGCGACCCAGAGCUUGAGGAUGCCAACUUACGAGGGGCCAGGACUGUAUAGGGAGAGUUGUUUGCAACUUGGCUUGAAAUGGCUUUUCAUACUCCCUAUUCCAAAGUCUAUAGAAAAUAAACAUAUAAACAUAUACCAUCAUAUCAAAAGAAUAGGUAAUAUUCCAGUACAGUCUUUCUGAGGUAGAAUGACUGGGAGCAUUUUCUUUAAAAAAGUUAAAUUAGGUCAAUGUGUAUAUGUUACAACUAAAUUUAAUUAACAGGUUCAUGAAUCAGAGUUUGGAUUGGUUUAAUCCCUAAGCUCUGUUGAUAGAGCAGUCAGUCAAUAGACAUUUGUUACUAAGUACCCGUGCACAGAGAGCCUGGCGCUAGGCACCAGGAAGAUAGAAAGUCCAGGUCAAACACAAUACUGGCUCAUAGUGGGACAGGACAAACAUACUUAUAAUAAUAAAUGUAUUAGAAAAUUACAAAACAAAGUGUGGUGGGAAUGCGGGCUGAUGAAUUUAAUGAGUGAAAUGAAAGCAUUUGACUUAAGAUUACUGAUGGUUUUUCUUCAAAACAGAACAUCUAGGUUGAAACAAAUGAUUGAUUUGAAGGGUUAGAAACUUAACUGUGAUUCAUAAAUCCAGUAAUGUUUCCCUCUUGUGGAAAUCAGCCAGUUUUUAAGUAUAACAUGUACAUAAAAACAGGUAUUUUCAUUUUAUCAGUUCUCUUUUUUGUAAGUGCAAAUUUUUGUCAAAUUAUGUUUAUUUCAAGUUUAGGAAAACGUUAGUGUAUCUAAACCUGUCAGUUCUAUGUUUUCUGUGCUAAAUGUAGAUAAUCUGUCACCUUUAGACUUGUUGUUUUUUUGUAUUUAAUGUAAUACCUAUUUGGGUGAUCUUAGCAAAAUGGUACCUUGCGAAAUCAUGAAGUCCUAUUUUUAUGACAUUCCAUGGUGACUCUGUCCUGGGAAUGAAGACCCAGCAGCGACACCAUUUGUGCAAAAUAUGAACAAUCUAUACCUGCUGCAUACACCAAAUGAUUAGGUCUCAUUUAGUCAAUCAAGCAUUUAUUAAGUGCUUAUUAUGUGCCAAAUAUAAUUGACAGUCAAGAAAGACUGGAUUCAAAAGUGAUUCUGACUAGUGCUCAUAUGCGUAUAUGUACAUUAAUUGUGAUCAUUUUAAUUUAUUCUUAAAUCCAUUAUUUAAAAAUAUCUGUACAAUGCGUUUAAUUUAUUUUAAUAUUACCAUUUCUGUUUUAAUGGGCUGACCUAAAUUCUAAAUAAAUGACAUUCUUUAUAUGUA